GUCUCUGCAGACCUGCCCUAAACUUACAGGCCUGCUGCUGCCUCAACCAGAUUAAAAGAAGUUUUACCUGGAGCCAGCUGACCGAGUGAAUCUGGAGAGAAAGCGCUGCGUUUGGGUGUUUUUCUGGGGGGAAAAGUCGCGUCGCUCUCGGGAUGCCUCUCCACAGUAUUUGGCCCUUUUUUAAACUAUUUUGUCGGGACUGAGAUAGAGUCGGCAGUAUGGGCAACGAAGGUGGCUUCGAGGACGUGUUUGUUGCUGUCAUUCGCCCAAAGAAUCAAGUCAGCCUGAGCUCAAAGGAGUAUAGAGCCAAAGCCUAUGAGAUCCUGCUGAUUGAAGUGCCUCUGGAGGGGAAGGAGAAGAAGAGAAAGAAAGUCCUCCUGGCAACGAGGAUCCAAGCAGGAGGAGACAAAUCCAAAUCCAUAUUGGAUUACGUUGACGAAAAAAUUAAACCCAUAUACAGUAACCAGGGCUUCAUUGAUCAGGAACCACUGAUCAAAACACAGUUUUGGGUUUCAGGAAAGCGUGUGGUGCAUAUGAAGAAAUUCCCCCUCGAUGGGGACAAUGAAGGGAAAGAGGCUUCGCUUUUUGUUGUGCCAGUCAGCGUUAAAGACAACAGUAAGCCUGUGUACAGCGCCGGGAGCCCGAGCUUCUACUGCUUCCAGGAUAUCAUGCGGGUGUGCAGUGAGACCAGCGCUCACUUCUGCUCCAUCACCUCCAAGAUGCUUCUGGCCUUAGACAAAUGGUUAGCAGAGCAGCACACCGUCCCUCACGCCAUCCCCGCUCUGUUCAGACCUGCGCCCGUGGAGCGGGUGAAGACCAACGUCAGCAACCCGGCCUACGGCAGCGAGGGCAAACUGAGUGACGAGGGUCUGCACAUGGGCUACACUGCCCUGGAGAUCAAGAGCAAGAUGAUGUCCCUGGAGAAGGCAGACAUGUGCAUCCUCAACCCGCUUUACGGCUCCGAUCUGCAGUACACCAACCGGGUGGACAAAGUUAUCAUCAAUCCGUACUUUGGGCUCGGAGCGCCCGACUACUCCAAGAUUCAGAUCCCCAAGAGGGAGAAGUGGCAGCACGGUCCAAACUGUGUGACAGAAGACAAGGAGCGCCAGUGGGUGGACGACUUCCCCCUCCACCGCAGUGCCUGUGAAGGAGACACGGAGCUGCUCUCUAAGCUCCUAGACAGCGGUUUCUCAGUCACACAGCUGGACAGCGACCACUGGGCUCCCAUUCACUACGCGUGCUGGCACGGUAAAGUCGAGGCGACCAAGCUGUUACUGGAGAAAGGGAACUGUAAUCCAAACUUGCUGAACGGUCAGCUCAGCUCCCCUCUGCACUUUGCAGCCAGAGGUGGCCACGCAGAGAUAGUCCAGCUCCUGCUGCAGCACCCGGAGAUCGACAGGCACAUAGAAGACCAGCAGAAGAGAUCUCCUCUGCAAGUGUGUGAGGAGAACAAACAGAACGAAUGGGAGGAGACGGUGAAGCUUCUGCAGCAAGCAAACAGCAAACCCUAUGAAAAGGUGCGUAUCUACCGCAUGGACGGCUCGUAUCGCUCUGUGGAGCUGAAGCACGGCAACAACACGACAGUGCAGCAGAUCAUGGAAGGCAUGCGUCUUUCACAGGAGACCCAGCAGUACUUCACCAUCUGGAUCUGCUCCGAGAACCUCCACCUGCAGCUCAAGCCGUACCACAAACCUCUGCAGCAUCUGCGGAUCUGGACGGAGAUUGUGACGGACCUGACGGUGCUAGAUCCUCAGAGGGAAACACCUCAGCUGUUCCUCCGCAGGGACGUCCGGCUGCCGCUUGAAAUUGAGAAAAAGGUGGAGGAUCCUCUGGCCAUCCUCAUUCUGUUCGACGAGGCCCGUCACUGCCUCCUCAAAGGCUUCUUUCCUGCUCCAGACACCAAGCUGAUCACACUGGCCAGCCUUCUCCUGCAGAUCAUCUACGGCAGCUAUGAGAGCAAGAAGCAUAAGCAAGGGUUCCUCAACGAGGAAAACCUGAAAUCAAUUGUGCCGAUAUCGAAGGUGAAAAGCAAAGCGUACCACUGGACCAACAGGAUUCUGCAUGAAUACAAAGCCCUGAGCACCAGCGAGGGGGUGAGUAAAGAGAUGCACCACCUGCAGCGACUCUUCCUGCAGAAUUGCUGGGACAUCCCCACCUACGGAGCCGCCUUCUUCACGGGCCAGGUCUACACCAAGGCCAGCGCCAGCAACCACAAAGUUAUCCGCGUCUAUGUCGGGGUCAACACCAAGGGGCUGCACCUCAUGAAUAUGGAGACCAAGGUCCUUCUCAUCAGUUUAGAGUACAGCACAUUCAUGUGGCAGCUUGGACACGCUGACCAGUACUUCCAGAUACACAGUGGUGACAAUAAAAUGAACUUCAUUGUGCACACAAAACAGGCUGGCCUUAUUGUGAAGCUUUUGAUGAAGCUGAGUGGACAGAUGACCCCAAACGACAAAGGUGUAACAGACAAAUAUGCAUAUGGCUGAAAAUAAACCCACAGCUGCCAAAGAUCCCAGUGCAGGUUCUUCUUACUGACUCUCAUUUGACUGCAAUAACUCUGGAUGAAGAGCAACGUCAGCCUCUCCACAAACGCCUCAUUUUUGUAUAUUAGGCUCACCGUUACCUUCACAUUGUGCAUUUUGACGAGUCGUAUAUUUUGAUUGCAUGUAAAUAUGUUUAUUUAAUGUUUUGUUUUAAUAAACGGAUUGAUGUAUGAA
Messenger RNA from Dicentrarchus labrax (European seabass), 2717 nucleotides. It is a transcript of the gene krit1, whose product is annotated as KRIT1 ankyrin repeat containing. The record is from RefSeq and is a predicted model, not a curated record. Gene Ontology annotation, cellular component: cytoskeleton; plasma membrane. Gene Ontology annotation, molecular function: protein binding. Lineage: Eukaryota; Metazoa; Chordata; Actinopteri; Moronidae. The transcript has 17 exons. Gene Ontology annotation, biological process: cell redox homeostasis; regulation of establishment of cell polarity; negative regulation of angiogenesis. Bases 219 to 2486 code for a protein of 755 amino acids.